Messenger RNA from Orbicella faveolata, 1040 nucleotides. RefSeq names its product soma ferritin-like. Gene Ontology annotation, biological process: iron ion transport; intracellular iron ion homeostasis. Gene Ontology annotation, molecular function: ferric iron binding; ferrous iron binding. The record is from RefSeq and is a predicted model, not a curated record. NCBI's taxonomy places the organism in Eukaryota, Metazoa, Cnidaria, Anthozoa, Scleractinia, Merulinidae. Gene Ontology annotation, cellular component: cytoplasm.
UUUUGGAUUGUUUCGCUUCAACAGUGAUUGAACGAGGCAUUUUUUUCACCAAGAUAUUUACGUCGUAUUCUUACCGAUCUCUCACUACACCUUUAACGACCAAGAUGUCUCAGUGCCGUCAGAACUACCAAGAAGAGUGCGAGGCCGGUAUUAACAAGCAAAUCAACCUCGAGUUGUACGCUAGUUACGUGUACAUGUCCAUGGCCUAUCACUUCGAUCGUGAUGAUGUGGCGCUGCAAGGAUUCCACAAGUUCAUGCUGAAACAGUCGGACGAAGAACGCGAACACGCUCAAAAGCUGAUGAAAUACCAGAAUCAGCGUGGAGGUCGCAUUGUGUUGCAAGACAUCGCGAAACCAGAGAGGGAUGACUGGGGAAGUGGACUGGAAGCAUGCCAGGCAGCAUUGGACUUGGAGAAGCACGUCAAUCAAACCUUGCUUGAUCUGCACAAAGUGGCUGACACUAAUAAUGAUCCUCAGACGUCAGACUUCCUCGACGAAUUCCUCACUGAGCAAGUUGAAUCCAUCAAGGAGAUAUCAGAACUUGUGUCAAACCUGAAACGAGUUGGACCAGGACUUGGAGAAUUUCAGCUUGAUAAACAUACUCUUGAUAGUAGUUAAGUUCCGGUUCUAGUUAGGUUCAAUAAAGUACAUCUGAAUAAAAGGUCAUCGAGGUUAAUCUGUCCAAUUCUGGCAACGGAUCUAUAUGAAAGGUGAAACUGCCGAAAACAGAAACAAUCCAGAAGUUGAUGUGUCAUUGUAGUUAGCUUUUUUCCUUUUUUUUGAUCUUCAUUUCAGUUGACUGUUUUGUUUAUUUAGUGUAUGUAUGUUUGUUCAUAUAUUCACAUAUCUACAUUAUCUCAAAUAUAUCCUUGCACUCUUUUGUUUUGUUGUGCUCAGUUUUGAAGGGUUUAUUUCGAGAAGGAUUGACAAAGCAAAGAAUGCCUAGCUCAUAUUCGUUUUUAUUAUUAUUUCCUUAUUCGCUUGUAAUCACCAUUCUUAUUUUGUUGUAAUGCUGAAAAUAAAACUGGACGUGUCAGGAAA